AAACAGUUUAAAUUGCACUGUAAAUCCGCGGCAUUUAUUGCUCUAGUUUUUGCACUUUUAAAGCCAAAAAUCAAUGCUUUUUAAAACGUGACUAUGGGCGGGUUGUGCCAGCAGUGGCGUGUUGAGGAAGCCUGAAAGUGACAAAAUCUUCACUAGCCUCUUUAGCCCGGCGAGCACAAUCUAGAUCCUGGAACCUUUGUCGCUGCUUUAAGCGGUCUCUCGAGCCUCGGAGCCUUGAUGGCGAGAAUUAACGGGAUUAGGAGCAGGAGGAGGAGUGAAGUGCGGCGGCUGACUAAUGACAGCGUGUGGUAGUCGCGGGCUUUAGUCAGCAUUCACGCGCGCGCGCCUCUUGGGUUCAGUGCGCGUGCGCGCACUUGGCUCCGCCUCUUAGUUCGGGGCCACGUUCCCCAUGCUGCCUGCACGCCUCACCCGCAGACUGCUCUGGCCCUUACUUCGGGGAUUAGCUUCCACCGCAGCGCGCCAUGGCCUCCGGGAGCCGCUCCUCCAGAGGAGAUGCGCGGCCGCCACCUCCUCCCAGCACGCAUCGGGCCUGCGACAUGGGCUUCCUCUUGGCCCGACGGCGACUGCGGGUCACGAAGGAAGGGAUGACAUGGAGGAGCAUUUUCUGUUCCCCGAAUACGUCCCGGAGCCGGAGCCAGAGUCCGCUCCGACCGUGGAAGGGCAGCUGCGGCAGCUGCAUCAGCGUCAGGAAGAGGAGGAACGACAGAAGCUACAGCGGCGGGAGGAGCGGCGGCAGCAGAAGCUCCGCGCCAGACUCCGGCCGCACCCGGUCGUCGGGUGGGACGACUGUGCCCGCGCCGGGCUCCAGCGGGCCCCCGGCCGGGGCGGGCCACCUGGUGGGGAAGAGAAUUCGAGUCCUUCGGCCAAGUCCCGUACUGUCCUCAGGGACGUGCGGCUGAUCAGCGCCAAGACCGGGUAUGGAGUGGAAGAGCUCAUCUCCGCCCUGCAGCGCUCCUGGCGCUACCGCGGCGACGUCUACCUGGUGGGCGCCACCAACGCGGGCAAGUCUACUCUCUUCAACACGCUCCUGGAGUCGGAUUACUGCAUCGCCAAGGGCGCCGAGGCUAUCGACCGAGCCACCAUCUCCUCUUGGCCUGGUACCACACUAAACCUUCUGAAGUUUCCUAUUUGCAACCCAACUCCUUACAGAAUGUUUGAAAGGGGGAAAAGGCUGAAAAAAUAUGCAACUGAAGCUGAAGAAGAUCUUAGUCAGCUAGAAAGAAAACAACUUAAUCUCUUAAAAAAGCAUGGUUAUGUAGUAGGAAGAGUUGGAAGAACAUUCUUGUAUUCAGAAGAACAAAAGAAUGAAGCUGCCUUUGAGUUUGAUGCUGAUUCACUUGCCUAUGACAUGGAAAAUGAACCUGUUAUGGUUACAGAUAAAUCCACCAAAAAAGUAGAACUGACCCCAGAAGAUGUGAAAGAUGCCCACUGGUUUUAUGACACCCCUGGAAUUACAAAGGAAAAUUGUAUUUUAAAACUUCUAACAGAAAAAGAAGUGAAUAUUGUCUUGCCAACACACUCCAUUAUUCCAAGAACUUUUGUGCUUAAACCUGGAAUGGUUCUAUUUUUGGGUGCCUUAGGACGCAUAGAUUUUCUGCAGGGAAGUCAGUCAGCUUGGUUUACAGUAGUGGCUUCCAACUUCCUUCCUGUGCACAUUACCUCCUUGGAGAAGGCAGACGCUAUAUAUCAGAAGCACGCAGGUGAUAUAUUACUCAAGGUUCCAAUGGGUGGAAAAGAGCGAAUGGCAGAAUUUCCUCCUCUUGUUGCUGAAGACAUUACAUUAGAAGAAGGACUUGGGAAACCUGAAGCAGUGGCUGACAUCAAGUUUUCUUCUGCAGGUUGGGUUGCAGUAACGCCUCAGUUUAAAGACAGACUACAUCUCCGAGGCUAUACACCUCAAGGAACAGUGCUGACGGUCCGGCCACCUCUCUUGCCACAUAUCGUUAACAUCAAAGGAGAGCGCAUCAAAGGAACUGUGGCCUAUAAAACCAAGAAGCUUCCUUCCCUUGUGUGCAAUCUGCAGAAGAAGAAAAACAGAUGAAAAUAUGGAGUUGGCUUUGCUCGCGCUGGUAUUAACUAUGUAGCUAUAAUCAAGCUCCCCUGUGCCCACGCUUUUAACUACUCAGAACUGUGCCUAUUUGUAUUGAGUUUGUAACUAUAAGUUGUUUUUUUGUAGGGUGUGUGUAUGCAUGUGUGACCCAAAUAUGCCUAAAAAGGAGUUCUGCUACAUUCAA
Myotis brandtii (Brandt's bat) is the source of this 2255-nucleotide messenger RNA. RefSeq names its product nitric oxide associated 1 (gene NOA1). NCBI's taxonomy places the organism in Eukaryota, Metazoa, Chordata, Mammalia, Chiroptera, Vespertilionidae. Bases 410 to 2062 code for a protein of 550 amino acids. The record is from RefSeq and is a predicted model, not a curated record. Gene Ontology annotation, molecular function: GTP binding. The transcript is spliced from 8 exons.